AUGACAGACCCCCAAAACCCCAAUCCUCGAGACCUUCCUUCUUCAUCUAAUGAAAACCCCACCGAUAUAAAACCCGGCAACGGUUCCGCCAAUUACUCGAAUCAGAAGGUCCAUUUCCCGAACCCACCCGAGUCAACAAAUCCGGACCCUGCGACACUGAGGGAACAAUGGAGGUUUGCUAUUAAGCAGUACAGUAAAUGGUACUCUCACGCUUGGGGCACCGCUAUUCUGGCUGGUGUUUCCUUUUUCGCGCUUGGCUGGUUCAUCAAGGGAUCCAAUCCUUUGCCCUCUUUCAAGACUGACGAUUCCUCCUCCUCUUCUUCUUCGCCUUCUAAUGAUGCUAAAGAAAAGGCAACCCAAUAA
This is a messenger RNA of Dovyalis caffra, 363 nucleotides long. The record is from the annotation of a GenBank genome assembly. NCBI's taxonomy places the organism in Eukaryota, Viridiplantae, Streptophyta, Magnoliopsida, Malpighiales, Salicaceae.